GUCAGGAGCAAGAUGAGGAUCAUGAGAGCAGCCGAGAUGCUACUCGAAUUGGUGAUACCAUGGCUCACUCUCUGCCUUUUACCACCUGCCGCCAGCACCGUCAUAGUUCAGACCAUGCACCAAAUGCCAGUAGUUAAAGAAUUGAGACCAGCUCACAAUGAAAAGAUCUGCAGUACAUGGGGCAACUAUCAUUUCAAGACGUUCGAUGGAGAUUUCUUCCAGCUUCCCUCACCUUGCAACUACAUCCUUGCGUCCCAGUGUAAGGGAACCUACGAAAAUUUUAACAUUCAGUUCCAACGGCAGGAGAUCAAUGGGGUCCCCAUCAUAAAGAGGGUCACCAUGAGACUGGACGGGGCUGAUGUGGAAUUAGACAAGACCUCCAUCAAAGUCAAUAAUGAACUUUUCACUUUACCAUUCAGCCGGUAUGGCAUUACAGCCGAAAGGACUGUCUCCUAUGUCAAAAUCGAGGCAAAGUUGGGCGUGGUCAUCAUGUGGAAUGAAGAAGACGCACUCUGGGUUGAGCUGGAUGCUAAAUUCAAGAACCAGACCUGUGGCCUGUGCGGUGACUACAACGGAGUCCAGGUUUAUGAUGAGUUCUUUAAAGAAGGGAAGACUGUAAGCCUUGAUUAUUUUGAGGAGACCUGGAAAGCCAAUGGUCCUACCGAAGACUGUGAAAAAAUCUCCCCUCAAGACAAACAGACCUGUGAAAAUCAAACCGACCUCUGCUCGAACUUGCUGUCAGGCCCUGCAUUCCUCAGCUGUAAUAACCUGAUGGAUAAGGACUCUUUCAUCGGAGCGUGUGUGAAGGACAUUUGCAGAUGUAACAGCAGUACCACAUGCUUGUGUUCGACCAUAUCAGAGUACUCCCGUCAGUGCGCUCAUGCAGGCGGGAAACCACACAAAUGGAAGACUGCACAAAUGUGUGCAAAAACCUGCCCUUUUAACAUGGAGUAUCAAGAAUGUGGUAGUCCUUGUACUGACACCUGCAGCAACCCCCAGAGAAGCGAAGUGUGUGAGGAUCACUGCCUAGACGGAUGCUUCUGUCCAUCUGGGACUGUCUUUGAUGACAUAACACAAAGUGGGUGUGUUGCUUUUGACAAAUGCUCCUGCACACACGAUGGCAAGUCAUACAAACCAGGAGAAUCAUACUCAAGGGCAUGUCAAAAAUGCACCUGUACCCAGGGUCAGUGGAAAUGUAUGGAUAUGGACUGUCCAGGUAUCUGCUCCAUACUGGGGGGCUCCCACAUCUCCACCUAUGAUGAUAAAAUGUAUACUUUCCAUGGAGACUGCUCUUAUGUCCUCUCCAAGGAAGCUAAUGGGACUUUCAGUGUCCUUGGUGACCUUGCCAAAUGUGAAAUAUCAAAAAAAUCAACUUGCCUGGGAGCAGUCACCCUAAACCUCCCUCAAAACAUGAAGAUUUUAGUGCAAGCUAACGGACAUGUUAUAUAUAACACAAUGAGAACUCCGUUGCCUCUUUUCAUGGAUGACAUAACAGUCUUCAGCCCAUCGACAUUCUUCAUUGUAAUCCACACCAAAUACGGGCUUGAUCUUGAGAUUCAGCUAAAACCCAUUAUGCAGGUCUACAUCAAAGCCAGUGUUCGAAAUAAAGGAAAACUCAUGGGUCUUUGUGGAGAUUUUAAUGAUGUGGAAGCUGAUGACUUCAGAACCACAAAUGGAUUGAUUGAGGGAACAGCGUCGACAUUUGUCAACACAUGGAAGACUAAGCCAAGCUGCCCAGAUGUUACAAACAUAAUUGGGGACCCCUGCACAUCGAGCAUAGACAAAGAGAAUUAUGCCAAGCACUGGUGUGGGAUGCUGUCAGACCCAAAAGGGAUUUUUGCAAAGUGUCAUUCUGAAAUAAACCCAGAAGACUAUCAGGAAUCUUGUAUUUAUGACACCUGUGCCGGUCAUAGCAGUGAGGAGUGCAUGUGUGCUGCUAUAUCCUCUUAUGUCCAUGCAUGCGCUGCUGAAGGCAUCCUGUUCAAAGGAUGGAGGAACACCAUUUGCCAGCGCUACGCAACUGGCUGCCCUGCUACUUUUGUGUAUGAAUACGAAAUGACAAGCUGUCGUCGCACCUGCCGCUCUCUUAGUCAGUCAGACUUAACUUGUGGCAUUGAGUUUACCCCAAUGGAUGGCUGCGGCUGUGCCAAAGGAACUUUCCUGAAUGACCGGGAUCAGUGUGUGCCAGCCUCACAUUGCUCUUGCCAGGUGGGAGACACGCUGGUGCACCCAAAGCAGUCUAUCACAGUCAAUGGAAAAACCUGCGUGUGCCUUAGUGGAACACUGAAUUGUAAAGGAAUACAUACAGAAGAAUCAUGCAAAAAGCCGAUGGUUUACUUCAACUGCUCCAGCUCAAAGCCACGUGAGAAGGGAUCCGAAUGUCAAAAGAGCUGCCAGACUCUGGACACAGACACAUGUGCCAAUACACAUUGUAUGUCAGGCUGUGUAUGCCCAGCCGGCCUGGCGCUUGAUGGUAAAGGAGACUGCAUAAAGGAACAGAACUGUCCCUGCACACAUAAUGGAAAGUCCUUUCAAUCUGGAGAGAAUGUCACUGUAAACUGCAAUACCUGUACUUGCAAAAGCAGAAAAUGGACAUGUACAGAUCAUGAGUGUGGUGGAUUCUGCACCAUAUAUGGAGAUAGCAAUUACAUCACUUUUGAUGAGAAGAAAUUCUCCUUUAAUGGGGAAUGUAGCUACAUCUUCACUCAGGAUUACUGUGGAGAAGACAUGAAUGGCACCUUUAGGGUCCUAACAGAGAGCAUCCCAUGUGGUGGGAGUGGAACCAUUUGCUCCACUGCUAUCAAGCUUUACUUAGGGAACAACGAAAUCAUUCUUUCAGAGGAAAGUGUCAGAGUUAUCAAACAAAGCAAAGGGGAAGACAUACCAUAUAAGGUCCACACUAUGGGUAUUUAUCUUGUCAUUGAGGCAAAGAAUGGACUUGUUCUUAUGUGGAAUAAGAGGACAACACUCAUGAUCAAACUCAAGUCAAAUUUCAAGGGAAAAGUCUGUGGUCUGUGUGGGAAUUACGAUGGAAAUAUCAAGAACGAUUUUACCACCAGAAACAAAGGAGCUGUGGUUGACGCCCUUGAGUUCGGAAACAGCUGGAAAGUGUCACCUAAUUGCCCUAAUGCAAAAACAGCAAAAGAUCCCUGCAGUAUGUACUCAUACAGGAAGGCAUGGGCAUCAAAACACUGCGAUAUUAUCAAUAAUGAAGUAUUUGCUACUUGCCAUUCGAAGGUGGAUCGAAAAAAAUAUUAUGACGCCUGUGUGAGAGACACGUGUUCCUGCAACACAGGAGGAGACUGUGAGUGUUUCUGCUCUGCCGUCGCAGCCUACGCAGCAGCCUGUAACGAGGCCGGAGCGUGUGUGAGAUGGAGAACUCCCACAAUCUGCCCUAUAUUCUGUGAUUUUUACAACCCUGAUGGAGAGUGUGAAUGGCACUAUAAGCCUUGUGGAAAACCAUGUAUGAAGACAUGCAGAAAUCCCUCGGGAGAAUGCUUCAACCACAUUCCAGCAUUAGAAGGCUGCUAUCCAAAUUGCCCGUCUGAACGACCUUAUUUCGAAGAGGAUGACAUGAAGUGUGUGUCAAAUAAGGAAUGUGGCUGUUAUGAUGACGAAGGGAAUCACCAUGAAGAAGGGAAGCUUUGGCCUUCAAAAGAUAACUGUCACAACUGUAAAUGUUCUUCAACAAAAGUGAAGUGCUACUAUGAUAAUCUAGCUUGCAAUUGUUACUAUAACGGGCAUAUUUACAAGUAUGGAGAGACUGUCUAUGAGACACAUGAUGGAAAUGGAACCUGUUUAAAGGCUGUUUGUGGAGAAAAAGGAAAUAUUAUCAGAACCACAGAGACUUGCCCUACAACUGCACCAUCCACAACAUUUAAUUUUACGAGUGAAAAAUCAAGAACAACCACACAACAUCCUACCACAGCAACAUCACAAACGUCUCAUCAUCCAAGUGUCACAACUGAGGCUGUGACAGCGAUUACGACAUUCUCGAUACCGAUGGCUUCUACGAGGUCUAAAACAACAGUUCUAUCAUCAAGACCCAGCUCCAAAGCUACCACUGUCACAGUAAAAUCCAGCACAACAUCAACAUUCACAGAAAACCCUACCACAACCAUUAUAGUCACUGAAAAGCCCAACACAACAACCCCUGAAGUUAUUACGAAUACAGUUGCUAAAGCAACGCCAUUAACAGAACCUGUGAUUAAGCUCACAAGUACAACACCCACAGAAAAACCCACCGCAACACCCACAGAAAAUCCCACCACUACCACCACCAUCACAAAACCACCAACCACAAUAACAGAAAAACAGACCACGACAUCCAUAAUCACAGUAAAACCCACGACAACCACUAAAGUUACCGAAAAACCCACCACAAUACACAUAGAAAAUCCCAGCACUAAAGCUACCAUAACCACGGAAAAACCCACCACUACCACUACAGUCACUGAAAAUCCUACCACGAUACCCACAGAAAAACCCACCGCAACCACCAAAAUUACAGAAGAACCGACCACAACCACACAAGUUACCGAAAAACCAACCACAACCACUACAGUCACUGAAAAUCCUACCACAACAGCUACAGAAAGUCCCAGCACUAAUGGUGUUACAUUCUCGGAGAAACCUACCACUACUACUACCACCAUCACAAAACCACCAACAACGAUAACAGAAAAACAGACCACGACAUCCAUAAUCACAGAAAACCCAACGACAACCAGUAAAGUUACCGAAAAACCCACCACAACACCAACCGAAAAGCCCAGCACUAAAGCUAUCACCGUCAAAGGAAAAUCCACCACACCAGCCACAGAAAGUCCCAGCACUAUUGGUGUUACAUUCUCUGAGAAACCUACCACUACCUCCACCAUCACAAAACCACCAACCACGAUAACAGAAAAACAGACCACGGCAUCCAUAAUCACAGAAAACCCUACCGCAACCACUGUAGUCACUGAAAAACCCACCAUAACCACUAAAGUUACAGAAAAUAAUACAAUACCCACAGAAAAGCUAAGCACUACUGGAGUCACAUUCUCAGAGAAACCGACCCCCACACCCACCGUCCAAAAGACACCCACUACAGUAACAGAAAAACCAACCACAACAACCACAGUCACAGAAAAAACAACCAAAACUACAGAGAAGGAACUAACUACUACUGAAACAACAACUAAAGAACCCACCACCCCUGCAAAAACCACAGAAAAGCCUACUUCAACAAUAACUAAAACCCCAACACCUUCAACCCUUCAGUCUUCAACACCAGGCAGAACAACAGUAUGUUUUUGCAAGUACAUGGAUCAUUUAUUUUCUCCUGGUAGCUUCAUGUACAACAAGACUGAUGAAGAAGGCUGGUGUUUCACUGCAUACUGUGACUUGACAUGCAAUGUUCAGAAACUUGCUAGACCAUGUCCCUCCACUACUCCACCAACUCCUACCACCACUUUAACAAGCACUGGGACUACAAAAGAAGACUGUUUGUAUCUUCAUCCACCUAGAAAGGAUGGUGACGUUUGGAGUGGCAAAUGCACCAGAUCCACAUGUGACGACGGAAAAAUUACAACAGAACAUGCGAAAUGUGAACAUGUGACCAAGCCUAAAUGUGAAAAUGGUCAACCACCAGUGGAGGUUUAUGAUGAAAGAGGCUGCUGUUUCCACUAUGAGUGCAGAUGUAUUUGCUCUGGCUGGGGAGAUCCUCAUUAUAUAACGUUUGAUGGCCAAUAUUACAGCUUCCAGAAAAACUGCACAUAUGUCCUUGUCAAAGAGAUCAUUCCUCAACACAAUUUAACAAUUCUUAUCAGCAAUGUAAAUUGUGAUCCCUCUGGAUCUGUGACCUGUCCUAAAGCUUUGAUUGUGUAUUACAAAGACUAUGAAGUUAUUCUCACACAGGAGAGAGACCCAAAGACUGUGAACAUGGUGUACAUCAAUGGCAAGCGGGUAUUGCCAACCUACUCUAAUGAAGACUUUAUCAUAACAACUACAUCAAUUGAGCUACUUAUGAAAAUCCCGGAAAUUGAAGCAGUUGUGAUGUAUAAAGGACUUUUAUUCAGUGUUGACCUGCCAUUUUCCAUUUUCCACAACAACACCGAGGGACAGUGUGGUACCUGUGACAAUAACAAGAAAAACGACUGCAGAUUACCAAAUGGCAAAAUUAAUCCUGGAUGCUCUCAGAUGGGAGAGUGGAAAGUACCAGAUAAGAAAAAGCCCUAUUGUGACAAUCCACCCCCAGGAACAAACACAACAAUAACAUGCAACAAAACUGAUAAUCCUAUUUGUGAAAUUCUGAAUAGCAAGGUGUUUGAGAAAUGCCACAAAAUAAUCUCAUCAGAACCAUUUCAUGAGGGUUGUAAUUAUGAUGCUUGCAUAACAAACAGCACAGUAGUUGCUUGUUCCAGUUUGGAGUCGUAUGCUGCGAUGUGUGCUAGAGAAUCUGUAUACAUAUCAUGGAGGGAAGCUACAAAUGGACAGUGUGAAUUCAAGUGUCCAGGGAAUAAGGUCUACCAGCCUUAUGGGCCAACCUUUGAACCUACUUGCAAUGCAAGAUACAAUAAGAAGUAUACACAAAAAUGUGAAGGACAAAAUGACAAACAGAACCAUUCUUGUAAUGACAUGAUGGAGGGAUGCUUCUGCCCAGAGGGGAUGACUCUGUUCAGUUCGACCUCUGACAUCUGUGUCUCCGCUUGUUGCACUGGACCAGAUGGCCAACCUAAACAGACUGGUGACAAUUGGCUGAGUGGCUGUCAGCAGUGUUCUUGUGAUAAUGACACUAUGAGUGUUCAGUGUAAGCCGCGCACAUGUACCAUUCAAAAUACAACAGUCUGCGAGGAAGGCGAGGAGUUGGUGAACAACAUGGUCGGCUGCUGUGCCGAGCAGACCUGUGUUACUACUCGUCGUAACUGUGCAAUGAUCAGGAACACCACAUAUCUGCAGAAGAAGGACUGCAAGUCGGUGGUACCAGUGGAAAUCACCGCCUGUGCCGGAUCCUGUGGAGAGUCCUCGUCAAUGUAUUCUGCAGAAAGCAACCGCUUGAUGCAUUCAUGCACGUGCUGUCAAGAAAUGUCCACCAGCAAGAAGAAGGUGGAGAUGACCUGCGCUAAUGGCCAAAAAGAAAUGCACACCUACAUUUCAGUUGAAAAGUGUGGUUGCAAUAUCACUGAAUGUAAAGAUAUGAAAGGCUAAUGUAAACAUUUUGCGAGACAACUUCGACAACUAAGCUCAGCAAGUUGAAGGGAAAAUCUAACUUAUAUACUUUUAUGAACUUUAAACAAUUCCUCUCCAAAAACUACAAGACUCAAUGCGUAAAGACACACCUCUUUGUACUUUGCAGUCCCAAGUAAGAGCAAAUAAUAGUAGAAAGACAUGUUCUAUUUUCACUCUGACAAUGCUCGUCAUCACUUCGUUAUUAUUAUCGGGCACGCAGGUCCCCAAAGUGCCUCGUGAUGACGGCACAUAUUUGUGUCCUGGUGUCUCUUGUAGCUUUUGAAGAGGUUGUUGCAUUAUACAAAUUGUUCCACUUGGUGUUUCCUUCAGAGGGUGUUUCUCUUUCUUUUACUUUAAAUGACCUCAGAGUUAAUAGUAGUUGAGUAAUUAUUUCUAACAGCAACGGCGAAGAUCUUAUAACCCUUAAAUGAUCUUAUCACCCAUUAAACUACUGUAUAAUGAAAAGAGUGUGAAGAAUGUCAACAUUCUUUAUCCAAUAUCUGAUGUGUCAAACUUCUGCAAACUGAAUGCUGUCAGUGUCAUUAAAACUCAUCAUCAUAAGG
Messenger RNA from Notothenia coriiceps (black rockcod), 7775 nucleotides. RefSeq names its product mucin-5AC-like. The transcript has 43 exons. The coding region runs from base 13 to 7191 and encodes 2392 amino acids. The record is from RefSeq and is a predicted model, not a curated record. Gene Ontology annotation, molecular function: protein binding. Lineage: Eukaryota; Metazoa; Chordata; Actinopteri; Perciformes; Nototheniidae.